AUGGUGUUGCAUGUGUCACCGGCAGCUGCACCGGUGCCCGUGAAAAAAUGGACACUGCCCUCGAAAGUCCAGGUGUCUUUAUUGAGACCAGGUGAUGGAGAACAUUUCCUUCAGAGGUCAGCAAAAGCUCACCUGGUGGGCCGCUUGCCAUGCGGUUCCAUCUUUGAGAAUACCCAGGGCAAGGGUGGAACCCCCAUGGAGCUGAAGAAAGGGCAGAUCAUUCCAGGCAUGGAACUCGCCAUCCAGGAGCUGUCCUUAGGUUCGAUUGCAGAGAUCAGGAUUCCGUCAGAUUUGGCCUAUGGGAAGAACGGCAUACCUCGUAUAGUGCCACCUGAGAGUGAGCUGAUCUUUGAGAUUCAUAUCUUGGAGGUCGAUGGUCUGCCAUGCGACGAGGACAAAUUAGGCAAGCUAGCCAGACCAGUGGAUCCGCUUGGUCUUGGCCCUGGCGAUUUCUGUCAUCCCUGGUGGCUGGCUAGGGUCCAGCUCCCAAGCCCCCCCGCCUACUACUUGAACUUCUGCGCUCAGACAGCCAAGGGUCGGAAGCCAGUGUUGCUGGAGAACGCCCGGUCUGUGGCAAGAAGAAAGAGCAGUGAGCUGACCAACUUCGAUGUGGGAACUGCUGAUGAACCCUUCAUCAUCACUGACGUGCAAAGAGGAUGGCAAGCAAAUGGGCUUUGGGACCUCAAGUGGUUCGAAGAUCACUUGGGCGACAAACGGCAACUCUUGAAAUGGCUCGGCCCUGUCUUUACACGUCAGGAGUGCCUUUGGGAGGCUCCAGUCUAUGAGACCUCCGUCAGAGAGUACAUCAAAUAUAUGCGGGACUUGGAGCAGAAGGAUCCCAAUUGUGACGAAGAAAAUGCAGCUCAAUGCCCACGGCUUUACCUCAAUGGAUGGCCUGCCUUUGCGCAGUUGCCUUGGUUGCGAAGCUUUGUUCUCCCGGAUGGCGGAAGAGAAGCGGCUUCAUCCAUGCAAGGCUGCAUCGAGGAUCUCAACUUUCUCUUGAUCCGGGAGUCGGAAGCCUUGCGCGAGUCUCUUCUGGAAGGGUUGACGGCCAGAGGCAGCUAUCAACCGCCCGACAAAGCAGAGCAGACGCAAAAGCUGGAAGACGAGGAUUGGGAUUUGACGAAGAUCUUUAUGUCUCCCAAGGGUGCCAUCACUCGCCUUCACUAUGACAAUGGUGGUGCUCAUGCCUGGCUUUCCCAGAUCCAAGGGCGAAAGAUGUUUGUGUGCUUCGCACCAUCAGAUGGCGAGCAUUUGCAUCCUUUCGAAGGCGACGAAGGUCUACUGAACGGUUCUUGGCUCGACCCUUUGGACCCAGACGUCUUUGAGAAAUGGCCGGAUGCAAAGAAGGCUACACCUUACCUUGCAGUGGUGGAAGCAGGGGAGACCAUUGUGGCACCCAAGGGCUGGUGGCAUUAUGCUGUUUCACUUGACAGCUCGGUCACCAUCAUGCGGAACUUCUACAGCACAAGCAAUCAAUGGGAUUUGAUCCGGCGGAAGGAUGGGGGCUUGGCUGGGGCAAUUGCCACCCAUGUCUUGCGGAAGCAGCCCAAGCUCAAGAACCAACCAGACUCGGUCAUCCAAGAAAUCGCACAGAAAACGGUGCUGAAGUUGCGUGUGGCGCCAAAGCACCAGAUGGCCCUGUGGUUCCAUACCUUUCUAGCGUGGCUGGCUGCUGGACAAGCUGCCUUGAUUGAUGAUGUCAAUGUGGUGUGCUCGGUGCCUGAAUCAUACUCCAGAGAGAGUUUGAAGAAGCUCAUUCAAUUGAAUUGCGACAAGGUCAGCAAGUCGGUGGAAGACUUCACCUCGUUAGGGUCGGGGGAAACUGAUCUCGACCGAGGCCUUGUGAUGCUAUUGGGUGAGGAUUACAGCUUAGACAAUUUGCAGUGGCAGGAAAACGGCGAUUUAGCCACUGCCUUGUGCAGACAGGCUGCCAGGAAUCUGGAGCGCACAGAGAGGGAGUUGUGGACGCUUCCAGCCAAUGAAAGCCUUGCACAGACAAGAGAUGCGGCCACAUUGGCGGUGAAUGCGUGGGGUUCUGUAAUGUUGCAGGGCCGGAAGUGCUGCACGUUGCCAAGAGCUCCAUACUGCAUCGACACCAGUUGGUCGGCCUCGACUGUCGCCUUGCUCGUUCCCAUGGCAUGCUUGGCGAUCUUGUUCACCAUCUCGGUGGUCUCAUCAUGGAUCCUCCCGCAGCCCAGUAAAGACACCGAACAAAUGACUGAACGUGAGGAAGUCUUUCAAAGCCGACCUGGAUCUCGCACUCCUCGAGUUUCCUGCCGAAGCGCCUUGAAGAAGGAGUUGGAGCUCGCCUGGUUGGAGAGACAUUGUCUGCGGGUUUUGCCGGGAGCGCCCGACUUUGCCAACUCCACCAGUAGCCUUUUCGGUGCUUUGAAGGAGACCUUUGACUUUCAGGCAGAUAGCGUGCGGAACCAGUUCGAGCAUUUCUUGUCGCUGUGGCGCUCUUCCUGUGCCAUGGUGGCAGAUCGAUCUGUUGGAGUUGGCGCAUCCGUGAACGAAGCCAUUCUACUGCAGGAGGCUGCCGGAGACUUGUACUUUGAGAUGUUGGAUGGCUUCAUUCGCUGGAGAGACAACCUGCGAAAUUAUGAAGCCGCCACAAUGCUGAGUCUGUCGGAGGAUGAGCCGCAUUGCUGCGGAUUAGAGGGGGUGACUUUGCAGAGGCCUCGACCUCUUGGCGGUGCAAAGUGGGAGCCAUUGCAGAAGGAAGGCCUUGAUCCUUCAGCGGCCACAGUGUUGUCUCGUCAACUGGCUGAGAUGGCCACCUAUCUGCUGGUUUGGGGCGAGGCCGGCAAUGUGAGAUUUAUGCCAGAGGCCAUUUAUUUCAUCACAGAGUUGGCUUUGGCCGCCAACCCAUCGGACUUUGAAGAGAUAUACGGCGUAGCUAUCCCUGAGCCCAGUCUUCCUGGAGCCCCUUUUCGGAGCAACUUCUUUUUGAGCAAGAUCAUCCGUCCAAUCUACAAUGUUGUUUUCGAUGAGUGGUAUCAGUAUGUUGACAUAGAUCAGAACAAUCAGAAGGACAAGAAAAAAUUGAAGCCCGGUCUUGAGAACUUUCUCCCUCCGGAUGUUUCUUGGAAGGACUGGAAUGAGUUCUUUUGCGAUCCCAGUCGUAUGGUCGAGGGUUUGUUGCUGCAAGACGGCACACGUCUUUUCGAUCUCCCCCACGAGCGCCGCUUUCUGGCCUUGCCUCGCGUGGAUUGGCAGGUCACCUUAGAGGCAGCGGAGACCAAGACGCAUCGGGAGAUCCACUCCUUGUGGGGCGUCUUCGCCACGACGCAUCGAAUAGUUCUCUUGCAUUUGAUCCUUUUCUUCUCCGGUGUUUGUGCCGUAGCAGGAGACGCAGAGCCGUUGGAUGGGCAACAGCCGUUGUUGGGGAUCAGUGGCGGAGUUCGCUUCGCUGCUGUGGCCCUGGUGGUGCCCGUUCAUGCUCUAUUGUGGGCCUGCGCACGGUGGCAAGUCACAGGACGUGUCCUACGUUUGCAAGCGCCGUUGGCCUGCGCGGGACGAAGCCUUUGGAAGGCACUAUGGUGGAUGCUGCCAGUUCUGACUUAUGCUGGCAUUCGAGACUCCGCACUGGGCGAGGAUAGCCAAUUCGGUUUGCCUUUGGCACCCCUCCUAGUCUUGCACUUUGCGCUCUCGGGCACUGGAUUGGCCUAUUUGCUCUUUGUGCCCUCCGGGUCCUGCAUCAGAAGUUGCGGAAGCAAUUCCGAUCAUAUGUGGGAGAUGAGUCCCGUGCCGUUAACGGCGCGGCUGGUACGAUACUUGUUUUGGUUCGUGCUCUUUUCCGUGAAGUUCAUCUUGGGCUUGAUCAUUUUCCGCGCAAUGUACGAGGCCACAGUGGAGUUGCAGAUCGCGCUCCCGGGACGGGAGUCCGUCUCGGAGCUGUCCAGGAUCUACUACAGCACGGAAUGGGGCUCUGACUUCCUUCUUUGGUUCGUACUUUGGUUCACCACCUUGGUCCUCUUUAUUUCAGACACGCAGCUUUGGUUCACCUUGUUAUGCUCCAUCCUGGGCGUCUCCACCGUGCUAGUACAGCGCGGAUGUCGUUGCUUCACCUGGGCUUUGGAGGACUCGGUGGCCAAACUCCCCGAGCGCUUCUCCCGGAAGGUCUUGCCCUACUCCUUCGCCGGAUCGGAGAGUCGCGUGGGUGAGCAGGUGGCGCACUUUUCCCCCUACUUCCCGGCGAUUUGGGACCGGAUCCUCGAAUACAUGCGCUACGAAGACAAGAUAGACAACCAUUUAAUGGGGGACUUGUCCUUCAAAUCAGGCGAGUCUGGACAUCAAGUCUAUUGGAAACAGCUGCGCCAGCCUUUGGCCAAGCGGCGCACGCGGGAGCCCGUGUCGCCGGUCUCCCCACCGGCCACUACUGUAGCCUUCACAGAGGACACGCCAGGCGCCAUGGGCAGCGCCAUGGGCAGCGGCAUGGGCAGCGGCAGUUACACUGCCACUACAGUGCCGGAGAAGAUCUCCUUGCCAUCAGGGAAGCCCAGGAGAAAAAUCAAGGUGCCAGACAUCUUCCGAGAGAAGACGGCUUUCGAGGUCGGUUUCAAAACAUAUUGCUGCAUGCAUGAUGCCCAUUGGCCAAACAAUGCAGACGUGCAAUGGCGGCUUUUGGCCUUGUCUCGAGGACUUGGACUUCCAAUGCCACGGCCCUUCCGCGCACCUUACUUCCCUGGUCUCACCGUAUGUAUUCCACAUUAUGGCGAGUCGAUCCUGAUGUUGAAGAAGGAGCUAUUUCAGGGCCGAGAGGAGAAUGUACCUCUUAUGGACUGGCUGGCCGCCAAGUAUGAAGAGGAGUUCUUGACCUUCUCCAACCGGAUGCAGGUCAAAUGGGGCGACAGUGGAUGGCCUGUGCAAGGAAGCCAAUGGGAGGAGUAUACAGAUCAGCAAUGGAGCACCAUCAGCGCAUGGGCUUCUAUGCGCAUGCAGACGCUUUGGCGUACAGUGGCCGGAAUGUGCCUAUACCACCCAGCUUUGCAAUGCCACUGGGAGGUCCAGGCCGACCGGAAGAGCAGUUUGGCGAAGCCAGGAAUCUGGAAUGCCAGCGAUUGCUUCACAUGCUUGGUUUCAAUGCAAAUGUACAAGUUUUUUGAUCAGACGCAGCUUGAGCACACCAACAGGAUGUUUGCGAAGUUCCCAGACUGCCUGAAGGUGGCCUUUAUUGACUGUGAGGACAAAGGUAUCACGGCGGAGUUGGACCUGGUCCAUCCAAAGCAGAAGCGCCGGUACUACAGCAGCCUCAUUGAUGGUGCGUGCGAAGAUCUACCAACAGGCUUGAAGAAGGCGAAAUUCCGAGUGGAGCUGCCUGGGUAUCCGAUCUUGGGCGAUGGAAAGGGAGACAAUCAGAAUCAUGCGAUACCCUUUAUGCGAGGCGUCUUCACACAGUGCAUCGACGCAAACCAAGGGGCUUACUUUGAGCAGAUGAUGCUGCUGCCGUGUGCACUUGGCGAAUUCCGCUCGAAGAAGAGGGGUGACAGCCUCUCCAAGCGCAUCGUCGGCUUUCCAGAGCACAUCACCAGCGACAUUGGUUCCAUCGGAGACUUUGCUGCUUCUGCCGAAGUGGCAUUUGGAACCAUUCUACAACGAACCUACGCUGUCCUGGGUGCACGGAUGCAUUAUGGCCAUCCCGAUAUCAUGAACAAGUUAUUCAUGAUGCAGCAGGGUGGCGUUUCCAAAGCCACCAAGACAGUCAACCUGUCCGAAGACAUUUUCGCAGGAAUGGACUUCACUUUGAGAGGAAACGGGCGGACCAUCAAGCAUUCAGAAUACUUCCACCUGGCCAAGGGCCGGGAUCUGGGCUUCAACACUGUGCUUGGAUUCUUUUCCAAGCUCUCGUCCGGCACAGGUGAGCAGGUCCUCACGCGCCAAGCCUUUCGUUUGGGGCAAGUGCUCCAUUUGCCCGAGGCUUUGACCUUUUACUAUGCACAUGUGGGAUACUACUUUACGCAACUCUUUGUCUCUUGGAGUAUGCCCUUGCUGGUCUUCGUUUGGCUUUUGGUGCUUUUGGCAGAUGAGGUCCGUGAUGGCAUUUUUGAGGCCUUCUUGAAUCUGGAGCAGGUCCAGAUGACCUCAGCGGAAGUCAUGGCAAAGACCGUAGGAGUUUGGUUCUCUUGGUUGCUUCUGCUCUUCUUGAUUGCGACGUCGCUUCCUUUGUUGGCGGAGAUGUGGAUGGAACGGAAUCUCAAGGUCGCCUGCGAGCGCUUUUUCAAGCAGAUGCUCACACUUUCCCCGCUCAUGUUCAUUUUCCAGGCCAAGAUCAUUGGGCACUAUGUCAUCAACGAGAUCCGCUACGGCGGUGCCACCUACGUCUCCACGGGCCGAGGACUCCCAACGGAUCGGCGGCCCUUCAUCGGCGAAGCGGUCCCGGGCAAGUUUCAGCUCAAACGGCUUGGUGGUUUGUACUUGGACUAUGCCUCCAUUGCUUACUAUGAUGGAGUCACUCUCCUGGCUGGCGUCAUUCUCAUCUACUUGGCUGGAGGAGUAUCAGGUGCUGGUGUGUAUUCCAGUGAUGUGUGGUGGGUCUUCAUUUGCUUGUUCCUCACUGUGGCUUCUUGGCUUUGGGCGCCCUUUAUUUUCAACCCGUACCAGUUUGUUUGGAAGCAUUUCUGUGAGGACUUUCGCUGCUUGGUGGCCUUCUUUUUGGAGGACAGUGGGAGACACUGGGUGGAAUGGUACGAUCGGACUCAGUUGAAGCCCCGGAGUGGUGGCCUUCAUCGAUCCAUGGUGGACAUCACGUUUGUGGUUGCGGUCUUUUUCUUGGCGGCUUGGUAUGCCAUGAUAAACAUGAAGAUCGAUGCGCUGAUGCUGGCAUACUCAGGGGCCCUUUCGAGUAACAUGCUGCACAUCGCAGCUCUACUGCCUCCGAUCGGUGCUUCCUUCACGUACUGCCUGCUGGCGGUCUUCUUCGAAUCCCUGGUGGGCUGCAGCAGCAUCUUGCGUCGACGCAUGCGGCCGAACCGCACACCGAAAGCUCCAGGGAUCACAAUGCGCCUUGGCACCAUGGCGACAAAAGCCUUGGGAGGCCGCAGCGAAGCACCGGUUGAAGCUCCCGCCGAUGAAGAGGCUCCGCAGGAGCCUGGACUGCCUGGGUCUCGCGAGAUGACCACGGCCACCGAGGAAGAGGAGGAGGUUCCGCAUGCAACUGCGCAGGAUCGUGAAGUGGCGGCAGUGGCACCAGCACUGCCAAGCACGCGCCCGGAAGCUGCUCCCAGGUGGUGUGAGCUUGGAAUCCCGCUCACAUUUUCAGCGUGGACAGUGACGGUACUGGAUUUGGCGGAAGCAGUCUAUGCCAUCUAUGUCUUUGUUGCCAUCGGAUGGCGGAAUGCCUCUGUGGCCGGCUUUAUCCUGAAGUGGGGCCUCCUGAUGAUCUGCAUCUUCUUCGGUGAAGGCAUGCUGAGGGCACGUUGUUGCAACAUCUUGGGAUGCUGUGGGCUGCCUUUGCAGCUUUGGGUCAGGGCUCACCGAAUGGCACGUGAUAUCAUCGUGUCAUCCAUAAUUUUCUCGGUCAUGGUGCCAUUUGUGGUGCUCAAUAGCAUAAACGACUAUUUUUGUCCUGGCUGCAGUGCACAUCAGCUUCUCAUCUACCGAGAUCCAGGGCAUUUGGCCCGUGCAGAGGCAGUUCCGAAACUGUUGGUGACUUUUCAACAUGGAUUCCAUGGGCAGAAACACCUGGAUGAAGGCUGCUUUUUGCCUCGCAGUUGUUGGACCACAAAGAGCAAGAACCGCCAGCGUCGUGGAACCACGAAUGCCAUCUUCAGAUCCAGUGCUGUGGUGCAAGAGUCAACGUUCUACGUCUUGAAUCCAUUUGGACACUUCCGGAAUUUUUGGGACUUUGUUGGCAUCAUUUUCCUGAUCUUGGAUUCCAUCAUUUUGCCAUUGCAAUUUGUGAACGACGAGCUCUACUCAACCUACCCCUACCUCGAGGUGAAUGCCCGCGUUGCAGUUUUCUACUGGCUUGCGGACAUCAUCCUUUCCUUCUUCACCGGCUACCUGGAGAAGGUAACUUUGAUACAAGAUAAUCGAAAGAUCAUCAUGCGCUACUUGCGAACGUGGUUUGUCCCAGACCUCAUUGUCACGGCAAUUGAUUUGGUUCUGGAGUUCUCCAAUGGUGGCGACACAGAUCGUGCCAGCACACGGAUUUUGAGGCUUCUGAGGCUCUUUCGUGUGGUGCGAUUGGGCAAGCUAACUCGCUUCGCUGUGUUCCUUCGAGACACCUGCGAGACUCAGGUGGCGUCUAUUCAAUUCAGUUUGGUGAUCAUUAUGACCGGCAUGAUGCUCCUCGAGCACGUUCUUGCUUGCGGUUGGUUUGGGGUUGGCUACUAUGAUUCGGCCAAUGGCAGAUCAUGGCUGCAAGAGAACAAUCUCAAGGAGGAAACCUUCUACAAGCAGUACACAGCCAGUUUGAGAUGGUCCUUCUCACAGCUUGGCAUUGGUGGAACAAACAUUGAAGCGACCAACGAACGGGAAGGAACAUACAGCAUUGCAGUUUCAGUGAUCUCUUUGGUCACAUUCUCGACGAUUGUCAGUGCAAUGACCUCCUUGGUGAGCGCUUUGCAAAGUCAGCGGAUGGAGGAGACCCAACAAUUUGGUCUACUUCGCCGGUUCUUGCGGAUCAACAAUAUCCCAGAAAACCUCAGUGGACGAAUCACACGUUUCUUGCAGUACACUUACCACCAGCGAGAGAAGAACGCCCGUGAUCCUUACAUCCUGGACUAUCUCUCCAAAUCGCUCCAGGCUGAGCUCGAGUUCGCUCGAUACCGAGAUUGCCUCUCCCAGAUGAAUUUCCUCGAGCAGCUGCUGUCUGGUGAGUCCACGCAAGAAGAUCAGAUUGUGCAGACAUUGGCGCAGAGAGCAAUUGCCGUGCUGGACUCUGCAGAAGAUGAUGUGGUGUUUUGCAGCGGCUUUGAAGCUGAUGCAACCUAUUUUGCCCUUGAUGGUGCAUUGUGCUAUGUCCGGACGGGGCACUGCCCCUGUGAUGUGUCUCGGCAGUGGAUUUCUGAGAUGUGCCUUUGGACGGAGUGGUCCCAUGUCGGCGACCUUUCAUCCAUCAGCUUUGCGAAGCUGGUUGCAAUCAAUGUGGAGGAGUUUUGCAACAUCAUUCGGAGUGCUGGAGAUGUGCAGG
Durusdinium trenchii is the source of this 9139-nucleotide messenger RNA. NCBI's taxonomy places the organism in Eukaryota, Dinophyceae, Suessiales, Symbiodiniaceae. The record is from the annotation of a GenBank genome assembly.